GUCUGAUAAAUUGCAUUAAUAUUCUCCUACACUGUGUUACAUUUACGUGUUAAUAAGACAUUGUAGUUCUACAGUGCCACCUUGUGGUCUGUUCUGCUUUUAUUUUGAAAGGCGUGUCUUCUUCUUCUAAUGUUUUACGGUGCUAAACUUCCUGUUACACGCUUCGCAAUGUGGUGCUGAUGCAUCGUCGGAAGAACGAGCCUUGAACUUUGAGGGUGUGUGUGUGUGUCGAGCUAGAGAGCAUGCUAGCUGAUGUCAGAACUCUUUAAUUAGUGCCCUUGGAGAGCGGAAUGAGGUAUGAAACUCAAAAAUGUGUAUUGUGUAUUAUUAUCAGAAGAGAUUUUGUUUGUGGAAAAAGAGAAUGUCAUGAAGUUCAUUUGUUUAUGAGUUCAUCACACGUGUUAUCUUGAUAAACAUAUAUAUAUAUAUUCUUUCUGUAAACAUUUGUAAUAUAUUGUGUUUAAUUUAAAGAAGCAUGUGAUAUUUUAUUUGUCAUAUUAGCUUAAAAACAUUGUUCAUUCUAUAUUGGCUAUUAUUUAAAAUGAUUUACAUAUGAUGUAAACAUGAUUAAUAUGUGAACAUGAUUUAUGUGCUAAUUAUUUGUGAAACUACAUAGAAACACUUUGUAUUUCUGCUGUUUUUGUUGUAGUUUUCACGGUGUUCAUGGUGCUUAUGGUGCAUGGUGUUCGUUGAGAGGAAAUAAACCGACACCCGUUUGAAACUCUCUGCGUCUUUUGAUUAAUAAAUCCAAGGGGCCGCUACAGUGAAAACUCACUGCUGCACCAGACCUGACGCCAUCACAUCUGAGGUCCAAUCUACCAGCCAGUUUACUUCGUUUGCAUCCAACUCCUUCACCCAGGCAAGACUUAAAAUCGACAGUACGUUAAAGGUAGAACUAGAGAUGCAAAAAAGACACUGGAUGCCAAAGUAGCAAAAGGACGAUUUCUACACACCCAAGCUUACAAAGUGACUAAGUAAAUAAUAUGGUAUUAUAAAGGUCAAAAUUAACUUGCAAGCUAAUUCUCAACUUUCUCAAAAAUGGUGAUUAUUUCAUGUCUUUAUGAAAAUGUUUAAAGUGUGAAUUUGUUGUUACUGUUUUAUACAAAAAUCCUUUUGGAUGUCCAUAAUCUGUUAAUGCUUGACAUAAAUAUUACUCUGUGGUAAGGCAUAACUACAGCUUAUAAGUGUAAAUUCAGGCAUAGGACAAUAAAAGGCUAAAUUCGACUUAAAGCAGUAGCACAAACAAACAAACAAAAUGUCACAUAAAGACACACCAUGCAGAUCCAGCUCACGUGAGAGAAAGUUUACAGAGAAAGGCCAAGAGAUGCAUGACCAAGACACCAAAAAACGUGAGAGAGCAUUUAACAAAACCUAUGACUCUUGGAAGCUGGUAGCAAGGAAGACUAGGACAAAAUUAAAAAACCUCUGUUCAUCAGAAGAACUUAAUGAAUUACAACAAGACAUUCAAGCAAAGCAUGAUGACGUUAGCCAGCAGUAUGAACCUAUCUUACGGAACAGUAACACCACACCAGAGAUUGUAAAGAAAAUGGAUGCCUGUGGUACGCUAACAAAAGACAUUUGUGACCUCAUAAGUAACCGUCUAGAGACUAUUAAUCAAGAUUAUAAUGAUCAACUUGAGAAGGAAAGGGUAAGAGAAACAUUAAACAAAGAUGAAUAUGGGUCUGUCUUUGGCCACACAAAAACUGAAACGGUAAUCUCAGAGUCACCGGAGAGAUUGAGCAACCACUCCAGCUCAGCCAGUACUCACAGCAGCAGAGUAGAUGCACAAGCAGAGCUUGCGGCUAAGCUGGAACAAUCAAAAGCCAUGAAAGAAAUCCAAGCACAGCAAGCACAUCUUCGCAAGUUAGAAGGUGAAUGGAAACUUAAAGAGGCAAAAAUGGUGUCAGAAAUGAAACAAAAAGAGGUGGAAAUGCAGCAACAGUUGGAACAAGAAAGAGCAAAAUUGCAGCAGUUACAAGCAGCAAAAGACGUUGCUAUAGCAGCAGCUUGUGUGAGAGCAUAUGACGGUUUUGAAGGUUUUGAGGACCAUGAUGAGGAGUUUAAUGACAAAACAAACUCUGCUUGCUACAGAAUGGAAACCAAACCUCGAUUAAAUCCUGAUGCAGUAUCAUUCCAACCUCACCAAGUUGCUCCUGAAGUGAUAAUGACUCAGGAGUCUGCCAGUCUUGCCCAAGCAAUCGCCAGCUCAUUAAGCAUGAACCGCUUGCCGAUCCCUGAACCAACCACAUUCAGUGGUGACCCUUUACAGUUUACCGAUUGGAAAAUGUCAUUCAUAGCUCUUAUUGACAGAAAACCUCUCCCACCAAGUGAAAAGAUGUUUUAUCUCAAAAAUUAUCUUGCUGGAGAUGCGCGCAAAGCUGUAGAAGGUUUCUUUUAUCGAGAUUCAGAGAGCGCAUACAAUGGAGCAUGGAAAGUCUUACAAGACCGAUAUGGGAAUCCGUUCAUCAUACAAAAGGCUUUCCGAGAUAAGCUCACAAGAUGGCCAAGGAUCAAUACAAACGACCCACUUGCACUACAAGAGUUCGCUGACUUCCUCCAAGGCUGCGCGGAGGCGAUUCCAUAUGUCAAAGGACUAGCUAUCCUUAAUGAUUGCGAGGAAAACCACAAGUUACUCAAAAAGCUACCAGAAUGGAUUGUGCGCAAGUGGAGUCGAAUUAUUGUAGAGGAACUUGACACGUCUGGAAGCUAUCCAGAUCUUGCAUGCUUCACAAAGUUCCUGAGCAAAGAGGCACGGAUAGCUUGCAACCCUAUUGCUUCUCCAUUGUUGAUAAAUUUCAAGGCCAAAGAUGACAAAUCACCAAAGAGAGCCAAAGCUUUCAACACACAUACACAAACAAAGAGUUUCGCUCAGGAGAAACAAGAAACAAACGGCAGCAAACCAAAACCACCUUGCUCCGUCUGUAAAAGUGAAGCUCAUUACAUCACCCAGUGUCCUGCCUUUGCAGCGAAGAGUAGUGAAGACAAAAAGCUAUUCAUCCAUGAAAAUCGGCUCUGCUUUGGGUGCCUAAGGAAGGGUCACAUGACCAAGGAUUGUAAGAGGCGACACACAUGCAAUAUAUGCAGCCGUCGUCACCCAACCUGCUUGCACGAAGACAGGAAACAAAGACCUGUGGAAGCAACAACGAAUAGCUCCACUUCCGUAGAAAACCAUGCAAGCUUGGAAACGCACAAGGUCAUAUCCCAUUCAUCAACACAACAUGCUUCUGCUACCUCAAGUAUUGUCCCAGUCUUUGUGUCUUCAAUACAAGAGCCACACAGAGAAGUACUUACAUAUGCCAUACUGGACACACAGAGUGACUCAACGUUUGUCCUAGAUGAUGUACUUGACAAGCUGAAUGUUGAUGCUCAACCAGUAAAACUGAAACUGAGUACUAUGACUGCUAUUGAUACAAUCAUAUCUAGCAAGAAUGUCCAUGGUCUACAAGUUCGAGGACUGCACUCUAAGAACCACAUCCCAGUACAGCAGGCCUACAGCCGUGACUUUAUCCCGGUGGACAAGUCUUACGUCCCAACGAAGGAAACUGCAUUACAGUGGCCUCAUCUCAGACAUUUGGCAGAUAAGCUACCAUCCCUUCAAGACUGUGAUGUAGGGCUUCUUAUUGGAUAUGACUGUCCAUCAGCGCUAGCUCCUCUUGAGGUCAUCAUUGGUGACAAAAAUCAACCGUUUGCACAGAGAUCAGAAUUAGGAUGGAGUGUCAUAGGCUCAUCAAACCCCCACUUAGACAGACAAGGAAGUCAGAGCUUUGUGCAUCGGCUCACAGUAAAAGAACUGACAAUUCCAUCGGCGACAGAUGUUCUUAAAGUCCUAGAAUCAGACUUCACCGAGAGAACUUAUGAAGAUAAGUAUGUGUCCCAGAAUGAUGUUCAAUUCAUACAGUUCCUCAGUGACAACAUCACUCAGAAGAAAGAAGGACAUUAUGAGAUGCCCCUCCCAUUCAAGGGCAACAGUCCACCAUACCUACCAAACAACAAGAGGCUAGCCACAGUGCGCCUGCAGUGCCUUAAGAAGAAAUUAAAGAACAAUGAACAAUACUAUAAUCAAUACAAAACAUUCAUGGAAGAAACAAUUAACAAGGGUGAAGCAGAGCCUGCCCCUACAACAUCUGAGGGAGAGACGGAGUGGUAUCUUCCACAUCACGGCAUCUAUCACCCCAGGAAACCAGACAAGCUGAGAGUCGUAUUCGACUGUUCAUCCAAAUUCCAUGGUGUUUCUUUAAACGACACUCUACUGACUGGGCCUGACCUUAUCAAUCCUCUGCUAGGAGUUCUUUGCCGCUUCAGGAAGGAGGCCGUAGCGAUCAUCUGUGAUAUUGAAAGAAUGUUUUAUCAGUUCUCUGUCACUCCAGAAUCCCGUAAUUAUCUGAAAUUUCUCUGGUGGAAAGGUGGAGAUUUGGAGAAGGAACCACAGGAAUACAGGAUGACGGUUCAUCUCUUCGGAGCCGCCUGGAAAGCGCAUACUGCAAGAGCUGUGUCAUAGAGGCAUCGGAUGGGACGAUCCACUACCAGAAGAUAUGAGGUCAAGGUGGGAGGAGUGGAUAAAUGGUCUUCAUAAGUUGAAAGAGGUUUCAAUCCCAAGAUGUUACCACCCAUAUGACUUCCAUAACAUUGUUAGAGUAGAGCUGCACCAUUUUUCAGAUGCCAGCUGCGUGGGAUAUGGUGCAUGUUCUUACCUCAGAUACCAAAAUGACAGGGACCAAGUCCAUUGCAGUCUCGUGUUGGCGAAAGCAAGGGUUGCACCCUCAAAAGUCACAAGUAUCCCGAGAUUAGAACUUGCGGCAGCGAUGGUUUCUACAAAAAUCAGUGUCAUGUUAAAGGGUGAGCUUGACAUAAAAAUUGAUGAAGAGGUUUUCUGGACAGAUUCACAAGUCGUGCUUGGGUACAUUAACAAUGAUGCCCGUAGGUUCCACAUAUUUGUUGCGAACCGUGUUCAACUGAUAAGGGAUAACAGUGAUCCCAGUCAGUGGCACUAUGUGGACACUGCAGAAAACCCGGCCGAUCAUGCUUCCCGAGGUCUUCGUGCUUCAGACAUUAAUUCAACAAACUGGUUGCGAGGACCGAAGUUUCUCAGGGAGCGUGAAUUACAUCUAACACCCAGCACUCCAUCAGAAUUACUCAUUGGUGAUCCUGAAGUCAAAACAAUUCAGGUGCUUGCAACAGAAGCCGAAGACUACAAUGACAUCCUCAGGCGUUUGAGUAAGUUUUCCUCCUGGACAACAAUUCUUAAAGUGGUUUCAAGAAUCAAGAGGCUGGGCUCCAAAUCGAAACAACACUGUGAGUAUGUGACUGUUAAGGAGCGUGAAAAGGCUGCAGAUGAAGUGAUUAAGAUCGUACAGCAGCAAGCUUUCCCUAAGGAGAUAAAGAUGCUUCAGGGUAAAAA
Paramisgurnus dabryanus is the source of this 5398-nucleotide messenger RNA. Lineage: Eukaryota; Metazoa; Chordata; Actinopteri; Cypriniformes; Cobitidae. The record is from RefSeq and is a predicted model, not a curated record.